Chondrus crispus (carragheen) is the source of this 1000-nucleotide messenger RNA. RefSeq lists its product as hypothetical. NCBI's taxonomy places the organism in Eukaryota, Rhodophyta, Florideophyceae, Gigartinales, Gigartinaceae. The transcript is spliced from 3 exons. The record is from RefSeq and is a predicted model, not a curated record. The coding region runs from base 254 to 634 and encodes 126 amino acids.
AUGAGGGCCUUGACGCCAUCGAGUGGCCAUCGAGUGCCCACACGUGUACCGAGGAAGAGUUUCUACGUUUUACACACACGUCGUACAGAUGUAACACGUGUCUCUUCUGCCCAGGAAGAAAGGCGGUCGGUGUCCCUCCUCGAUCCCCGUCGCACGGAGCGCUGGCUUGACUCUCACCCGCGUGGCCCGUCGCACAUGGAAGACGUUCUCUUCUGCGCCUCAUGCGGCGCCUUCCGCGAGCCGCGCAGCACGGAUGGCAAAAACUUCGACUGUCCUCUCUGCAAAGCGAAAGGUGCGUCCCUGCCCCGCUCCCCCCUCCCGCGCAUUGCCACGAGCAAAGAGAGACGCAAAGACUGACGCGAUGAAACACCUCGCUGCCCGCAUCCGCCGACCCGUCGCGCGUGUCCAGUUCCGAUCGAGGAGGUGUCAAGGAAGAUCGAGGGCUCCUCCCUCGACAUCCCGAUUGAGCGCUCGGAAAUCCUGCUGCGCCUUUCUGGUCGCGAUGAGUCUGGGAGGGGGGAGGAGGCCGUCAUUGACGAGGAGUGUCCCAAGUGUAAGUAUGGCAGGCUUUCCUACCAUACGGCACAGCUUCGGGGUGUGGAUGAGGGACAGACUAUUUUUUAUACCUGCUUGAACGAGCAGUGCAAGAAUAAGUUCACAGUUAAUAGUUAACUUUUAUUCCAAAGGGGGUUGGGUUGGCAACGCGACAGGGGAGGCUGUUGUUAUUUGUAUGCGACUUCACUAGCACGGUGGGAUUGGAGUGCGAGUCUAUAUACAUGCCCCGCUGCCCCGCACGUCAGAGUACUCCGUUCUAUACGACACACAUCAUAUCGCGCUUCCUGCUAAAACGUGAGUUGAUAUAAUCAGGCGGUGCCAGACUGCAGCAGCGGUUCCCGCUUGGUACAAGUCAUCCGUAAAACCACAUCUCGUGCGCUUGCAAGCGCGUUUGUGGUCUUUUCCUAAUCGUGAGGUUGGAUCACAUUCCGUCAUUUGCGCCAAU